AUGCAUGGUAAGGACGUGGAAGCACGGGUUCGUACAGAUGGGGCGAAUAUCACCGAGGCGCAAUCGAUGCAAGGGGCAGUCCAUCUGAGUCCGUGUGCCUUUCAGCACGCCCCUGGAGCAGUAGUCGGCUGGAUUGUCACAGGAUUUUAUGUGCCGCCAUUGACCCACCUCCGUUUCUUUGUGAACGACAGCCAACUGGUUGGCAACAAACGUGCUGAAGCGCGUCCGUACAUUGCUAACACAGUGAAGAUCUAUGGCGGAAUCAGUCAAAUACCCGGUCGUCUGCUAUGUCGCCGAAAUCGUGGUUGUAAAGUCGCUCCAGGUCGUCUCCUAUGGGAUUAUCUGGCCGCGAGAUGA
Messenger RNA from Echinostoma caproni, 357 nucleotides. NCBI's taxonomy places the organism in Eukaryota, Metazoa, Platyhelminthes, Trematoda, Plagiorchiida, Echinostomatidae. The record is from the annotation of a GenBank genome assembly.